AUGGGAGAUACCAACUUUACUAAGGAAGAAGAUAACAAAAUCAGUGUUUCCUCUGAGAAACAAAUAGAAGACAGUGAUUGUCUUUCAGCUAUGGUACUUACCACUAACCUUGUUUAUCCGGCUGUGUUGAAUGCUGCUAUUGAUCUCAAUUUAUUUGAGAUUAUAGCUAAGGCAACACCACCCGGUGCUUUUAUCUCACCUUCACAAAUUGCUUCUCAAUUGCCAUCCUCAAACCAACACUCCGACUUGCCUAACAGGCUCGACCGAAUGAUGCGUUUGCUUGCUAGUUAUUCCCUUCUCACUUCUUCUACUCGAACUUCCGAGGAUGGCAUCACCGAGAGAGUUUAUGGACUCUCUUCGGUCGGAAGAUACCUUGUCCCGGAUGAAACUAGAGGCUACUUGGCUUCAUUCACUACAUUUCUAUGUUAUCCAGCAUUGCUACAAGUUUGGAUGAAUUUUAAGGAAGCAGUGGUUGAUGAAGACAUAGAUUUGUUCAAGAAAGUGCACGGAGUGACAAAGUACGAAUACAUGGGAGAAGAUAAGAAAAUGAACAAAGUAUUUAACAAGUCAAUGGUGGAUGUUUGUGCAACAGAGAUGAAAAGAAUGCUUGAAAUAUAUACUGGAUUUGAUGGAAUAUCCACAUUGGUUGAUGUUGGAGGUGGAAGUGGACAGAAUCUCAAAAUGAUAAUAUCCAAAUAUCCAUCCAUUAAGGGAAUUAAUUUUGAUCUGCCACAGGUAAUUGAAAAUGCACCACCAAUUCCAGGGAUACAACAUGUUGGAGGAAACAUGUUUGAAAGUGUUCCACAAGGGGAUGCCAUGAUUCUAAAGGCUGUAUGUCAUAAUUGGUCAGAUGAAAAAUGCAUACAAUUUUUAAGCAAAUGUCACAAAGCAUUGUCACCAAAUGGAAAAGUGAUUCUUGUGGAAUUCAUAUUGCCAGAAGAACCAACAUCCACAGAAGAAUCAAAACUUGUUUCAACUCUUGACAAUCUCAUGUUUAUCACUGUUGGUGGAAGAGAAAGAACUGAGAAACAGUAUGAAAAUUUGGGAAAACUCUCUGGAUUUUCAAAAUUCCGAGUUGCUUGCCGUGCUUUCUCAUGCUUAGGAGUCAUUGAAUUUUACAAAUAA
Molecule: messenger RNA, 1125 nt
Organism: Lathyrus sativus (Indian pea)
Lineage: Eukaryota; Viridiplantae; Streptophyta; Magnoliopsida; Fabales; Fabaceae
Source: the annotation of a GenBank genome assembly